GGCCCCUCCCGGAGGCCCAGGCCGGGCACGGCUGCGAAUGAGCGGGCGCUUCGCUAAGGUGCAGGGCUGGGCGGCUUUGGCUAAGGCGGUGUGCGGCGAGCUCCUGCUGCUCGGCGUUGGCUGGCCGCGCACCACAGCGCGUCGCCGCGGGAGAAACCCGGAUCCAGGCAAGGUUGCCAGGAAUGCUUUCUGUCGGCACCAACAUGGCUGCGGCCCUGCGAGCGGCUGCCGCCCGGCUCCGCGAUCGGCUGGUGCCCAGCAGCCCAAGGGCCCGUGAGCCAUGGAGGUGCCAGUCGCGUGCAGCAACAGUGGCCGCCACCACAGAAAAAGCCCAGCCUGCCAAGGAUGCAAAGCCUCAAGUUCAGCCAGAGAAAAGGAAGCCGAAAACUGGAAUAUUAAUGCUGAACAUGGGAGGCCCUGAAACCCUUGGAGACGUUCAUGACUUCCUUUUGAGGCUCUUCUUGGAUCGAGACCUCAUGACACUUCCUAUUCAAAAUAAAUUGGCACCAUUCAUCGCCAAACGUCGAACCCCCAAAAUUCAAGAGCAGUACCGCAGGAUCGGAGGUGGAUCUCCCAUCAAGAUGUGGACUUCCAAGCAAGGAGAAGGCAUGGUGAGACUGCUGGAUGAGCUGUCUCCCCGCACAGCCCCUCACAAAUACUAUAUUGGAUUCCGGUACGUCCACCCUUUAACAGAAGAAGCCAUUGCCGAGAUGGAGAGAGAUGGGCUAGAAAGGGCGAUUGCUUUCACGCAGUACCCACAGUACAGCUGCUCCACCACAGGCAGCAGCUUAAAUGCCAUUUAUAGAUACUACCGUGGAGUAGGGAAGAAGCCCACGAUGAAGUGGAGCACUAUUGACAGGUGGCCCACGCAUCCCCUCCUCAUCCAGUUGGCCCAUAAUGCCCUUUGUUGGAUUUCCUUUACACAUUUAAUGACAAAGAAUGAUGAAAGGUGCUUUGCAGAUCACAUUCUGAAAGAACUGGACCGUUUUCCACCAGAGAAGAGAGGCGACGUGGUCAUUCUGUUUUCUGCACACUCGCUGCCCAUGGCUGUGGUCAACAGAGGGGACCCCUAUCCACAGGAGGUGAGCGCCACUGUCCAGAGAGUCAUGGAAAGACUGGGUUACUCCAAUCCCUACCGACUGGUGUGGCAGUCCAAGGUUGGUCCAAUGCCCUGGUUGGGUCCUCCAACAGAUGAGAGCAUCAAAGGGCUUUGUGAGAGGGGCAGGAAGAAUAUUCUCUUGGUUCCGAUUGCGUUUACCAGCGAUCACAUUGAAACGCUGUACGAACUGGAUAUUGAGUACUCGCAAGUAUUAGCCAAUGAGUGCGGAGUUGAAAACAUCAGAAGAGCAGAGUCUCUUAAUGGAAAUCCAUUGUUCUCUAAGGCCCUUGCCGACCUGGUGCUCUCCCAUAUCCAGUCGAACGAACUGUGCUCCAAGCAGCUGACUCUAGGUUGUCCACUCUGUGUAAAUCCCGUCUGCAGGGAGACUAAAUCCUUCUUCACCGGCCAGCAGCUGUGACUCCAUCCCAAGGACCCUGUGGGAUUAGGCAAAUGCCUCCAUUGUGGAGGACGAUGUGAUUUAGAGUCCCAGGGAGGAAGUCCCAUUAGCACGUGGACAGCCUUUGGGCACAAAUUAUGUGAUUUCUUGAGGAAUGGACUCAAAUCCUUAUUGAGGGUUUCCAUUUUUACAUAACCUAUGCAUUAAACAUGGGUGUCUCCUUUCUCUGGGUAAA
This is a messenger RNA of Tupaia belangeri chinensis (Chinese tree shrew), 1731 nucleotides long. RefSeq names its product ferrochelatase (gene FECH). The transcript has 12 exons. NCBI's taxonomy places the organism in Eukaryota, Metazoa, Chordata, Mammalia, Scandentia, Tupaiidae. Gene Ontology annotation, biological process: heme biosynthetic process. Gene Ontology annotation, molecular function: protoporphyrin ferrochelatase activity. The record is from RefSeq and is a predicted model, not a curated record. Gene Ontology annotation, cellular component: mitochondrion. Bases 183 to 1517 code for a protein of 444 amino acids.